GGCGGGGUCGCUCCGAGUCUCGCGGUGGCGUCCGCCGCAGGCUGGGCAGGGGCGCGCGGCGUCAGCCUCCGUUCUCUGCAGCCCCGGCGUCUCCGACCCGCGCUCUCACGCCCGGGCUGAAAGGUGUCGGCCUGGAGCCUCAGGCCGCCCUGUGCGCGAGGUUGGAAGGACCAGGGUUCUUGACUGUGUGGCCUGGAGCCCGUGUCGGCGCGUUCUAGGCCUCGGGAAACGACUGGACGUGACAGCGCCUUGUAGACCGGUCGCAGGUCUCAGGCAGCCCCCAGUGCACCCAUGAAGCCGUUCACCCCACCACGUCCUAGUGAGCCGUGUAACUCAUAAUGUGGAUCGUUGUAGCCUUCUGUCUGAUGCCUGGAAACGCUGUGCACAUUUCCGAUUUGUGAAAUUGGUGUAAUAGAGAAUAGUGUCGGUUCGGAGUUGGAUGACCCCGGUUCACGUACCAAAUAUGUGUUCUUUGGCAAAUAACCGAAAUUGUUUUCUCAUCCAUUACAUAUAGGUAGCAAAAGUGACUACUUUGUACAGUUGUUGAGGAUUAAGUGAGGUCGCCAUCUUCAGUGCCUGCUAUGUAGUAAGCAAUGAAUAAAUGGCAGCUAUUAUUCCCAACUCCCCAUCACACCUCAUAAACAAAAAACUAGAACAGGAGGCACCUGCCUGGUGAAACUAGCUACUCGUCAAGGUGGUCUCGCCAUGCUUAAGACCUCAGGAAACUCAUCCCUUUCUGUGGACUCAGGGUCUUUGGGGAUCCUUUAUCAUAUACUACCUUCCAGUAGUUUACCAUGGAUGUCUAGGGUUUUUUCUCAGAUAUUUUAAGCUCCUAGAAGACUGGACCUGCCCUGUCUCCUCAGAACUGGGCUGUAUACACAGCAAGGGCUUGAACAAUGCAGAGGCAAAAAUAACAAACUUUUCUAUGUAUCUUUACCUCUACAAUCGUUUCUUUGGUAUUACUGCAAAAUAAGGGGCGCAGAAAGAAUUAGUCUAACUUUGCAACAUGUACUUUGAGGCUCAUGCAGAUAAAAAUGACUACUAAAAUCAAGAGAGGGUGGCACUACAAAAGUCAAGGUCUUUUGCCCUUAAAGUCUAGUUCAGUUUCCUCUCAAUCACAAUACAUUAAUAAUGAGGGUUAUACCAUUAGUUUGUUAGCCUAUUCAAACAGGAGUGUGAAUGGGUUUGUUGAACAUACUGGGUUGUUUUACAUUUUUAGGCAGCUUGGAUUAAUUAGGAGAAAGUCAAUUGUACCAGCAAAUGGAAAUCUAGGAAGCAGCAAAUCCAAGCAGUUGUUUGACUACUUAAUUGUCAUUGAUUUUGAGUCGACAUGCUGGAAUGAUGGGAAACACCACCAGAGCCAGGAAAUAAUUGAAUUUCCAGCAGUAUUGCUGAACACAUCCACUGGAGAGAUUGAAUCUGAGUUCCACGCUUAUGUUCAGCCUCAAGAACAUCCAAUUCUUUCUGAAUUUUGCGUGGAACUGACAGGCAUAAAGCAGGCUCAAGUUGAUGAAGGAGUCCCUCUGAAGAUUUGCUUAUCUCAGUUCUGUAAAUGGAUUCAGAAGAUUCAGCAACAGAAGAAAAUUACUUUUGCUUCCGGGGUUGCAGAUCUUUCUACUUCCGAAGUAAAAUUAUGUGCAUUUGUUACUUGGUCAGACUGGGACUUGGGGGUUUGCCUGGAGUAUGAGUGUAAAAGAAAACAACUGUUAAAACCUGUGUUCUUGAAUUCUUGGAUUGAUCUCAGAGUAACUUACAAGAUUUUCUAUAAGAGAAAACCAAAAGGACUAAGUGGUGCCCUGCAGGAAGUGGGACUAGAAUUCUUGGGACGAGAACAUUCUGGGUUGGAUGAUUCUCGGAAUACUGCCCUUCUUGCUUGGAAAAUGAUCAGGGAUGGUUGCUUCAUGAAAAUUACAAGGCCCUUGAAGAAGGUCCCCACUAAGAAGAAUCCCAACAUUUUGGCCAGAAAUUUGAAUACAAAUCAAGUUGAAGAAACAUUGGCCUGCAACAGUAACAUUCAGGGUCCCAGCAUAUUUGAUAGUGAGCCUAAAAAUACAAUAAAUCCUCAUGAAAAAGUUAAAAUGACAUCAGUUGGUGUGAAUCCUCCUAUAAAGGUACAGCAAGAUCAGUUACAACUAAAGAACGACAUAAAAGUGGAUCUUCACAAUGUCAAAAGCUGUUUCUCUCUUUUCAAUACUAAGUCCUCCACAUCUCUGGGGCAGUUGCAGUCUCCCAGUUUGGAUACACCUAUGCAGAAGCAAAUAAAAAAUGAACGUCUUGCAUUUAAUACCAAAUCUAAGUCUUCAGCAAUUGGUUCAGAAUUGGUACGUGUUUCAACUACCCUUUCAUCUGUUAAUCAUGUUUCUGAUACAGAAAUGAGUUCUGCUCUUGACUGUUUACCUAUGUUGGCUGAUUGGGAGGAUAUAGCUUUACUGCCAGCUUCUCAGCCUGAGCAAAGUGUAGAUUUUAUGCCUGCCAUUAGUGACUCAAACUUAGAUACUUCAUUUAAUUCUGGAGAAAGAUUAAUGGUUUUAAAAGAGUCUGAAAUGCUGAGUCAUGAAAACUUGGGAGGCACAGAAGAAACUUGUCAAAAAUCUGAAACCUCUCAGUCUAUUGUGUAUAAGAGUCCACACACUACUAUUUAUGAUGUAAAAGAACCCAAAAAUCCAGGUUCAGAUGUUUCUGACUUUAAAUUACCUGAAUGCAAAUCAAGUAGCUUCAACAGCGUUAAUGCCAGUAUGUCUCAUCCUUCAGUUUUGGGAAAACGUCCUCUUCUUUUAGGUGGUACUGAAAGGAGUCCAUCCGUUCCCUCAGCUUUCCCACCAGCCAAAAACCAGACCUUCACUAGUCAUGAAGAAAAGCCCACAUCAUCUCUUGGCUCCCCAGGGAGAAGGUCUUCCCAGAAGGUUCUCCCCUCUGUCUUAACUUCUACAGUUAACCUACGAGAGCCUUGGAAGAGUGGGAGGAUGACACCUCCUUUAUGCAAGUGUGGCCGAAGAUGUAAGAGACUUGUUGUUUCUAAUAAUGGACCAAACCAUGGAAAAGUCUUCUACUGUUGCCCUAUUGGGAAAUACCAAGAAAACAGAAAAUGCUGUGGUUAUUUCAAAUGGGAACAAACACUUCAAAAGGAAAGAGCCAAUAGCAUAGUUCUGCCUCAUUCCCCAGGGGGACUCGCGUUUAGUUCUCCAGAAAUAAGCCCUAUUUGUGACAGAAAUGUAAAUUUUUCUACUGAAAAUUCAUUAAGACUCAGACCUUCAAUGAGGAAUUGAUAAACUUUUUUACAUCUAAACUAUAUUUUUACUUUAAUGUGACUUUUAGUAUAGUAAAGAGAAAAAAGUGUAUAGGGCUACAAGUUAGGAGGAUUUAUCAUACAUAGUCUGUAGGUGACACUGAGGCUACUAAACACAUAGACUGAAAAAAGGAAAAACAAAUUUCACAGGCUUCUAAUUUCAUUCACCAGUUAUCUAACAUCUGUCUUCUGUUCAUGUAUCUUUCCUGGUUGUUCCUUGAAUUCCCAAACAUCAUGAGUAUUCUAAUAAUGUCUUACCCUAUUUAAUUUAUAUUUCAUAUAUUACCAUUUGCCAAAUUUAUCAUACUUUUUUGAAGAACCACAAAUGAAGUAUUCUGUAAACUAUAUUUAUUAAAUUAAAUAUAAUAAGCAA
Equus caballus (horse) is the source of this 3659-nucleotide messenger RNA. Its product is annotated as ERI1 exoribonuclease 2. NCBI's taxonomy places the organism in Eukaryota, Metazoa, Chordata, Mammalia, Perissodactyla, Equidae. The record is from RefSeq and is a predicted model, not a curated record. Gene Ontology annotation, molecular function: zinc ion binding; 3'-5'-RNA exonuclease activity; nucleic acid binding.